Drosophila innubila is the source of this 1535-nucleotide messenger RNA. RefSeq lists its product as uncharacterized. NCBI's taxonomy places the organism in Eukaryota, Metazoa, Arthropoda, Insecta, Diptera, Drosophilidae. The transcript is spliced from 5 exons. The coding region runs from base 74 to 1315 and encodes 413 amino acids. The record is from RefSeq and is a predicted model, not a curated record.
AUUUCUGAUUUCAGUUUGCAAUUCGCGCUGAACGAUUACGGAUCGAGUAUUUCAGUGAAAGUAAAACCUUAAGAUGUCCAACCUAGAACAAGAAUUACAAAAAAAUGUUGCGAAUUUUAUUAAUAUUGAUGCGAAUCGAAAAGUAUACACCCAACAUUACAAUACUUUGCGCGAUACAAUUUACUCCACGUUAAAAUCUGAGGAGGCGCCUAUAUGCAAAUGGCUCUGUGGACACAAACUAGGCGGAAGCUAUGGCGAUAAUUUGAAAAUCACAAAGCCCGAUGAAUUUGAUUUGGUGAUCUACCUAAAAUUUCCUGAAAAUGAUAGGAUUAUCGUAAAGAAAGAUCCUAGAAAACCUGGCAAUGUUACCCUGGACAUGACGGAGGUGUUAAAUAUUCUUCACAACCAGACUCAACAUAAAACUACCUUCACGAAUCUGAAGAAAAUAGUUUCAGCCAAUAACCUGCUGCUGGAGGAUAAGCUACAGGACAUGAUAUGUGGCGCCUUUACUCGCGCUCUAAAUAAAAUGGGGAGCAAGAUUAUAGUCGAUGGGAGACCUUCGAAGAUUGUCUAUAAGCGAUGCGGCCCGGCCCAUACAGUGUUUAUUAAUGAACCGAAUAUGAAAUACUCUGUUGAUUUUGUGCCGGCUGUUAGGCUAAGUGCACAGCAAAAUGUUUUGGGAGCAGAGCAACUCAAGUAUUUCCAAAAUAUUCAAUAUUGGGAUGCGAUUCCGAAACCCUUAAAGCCACAACAAACGAACAACAUAUCAUUUCGUGCAUCAUACUAUGAGGCUGAAAAAGAAAUGCUCAAGGAUAAGGAAAAGUUAAAGAUUGUAAUUAAAUUGAUGAAGAAGUUCCGCGACUCUAAGCCAAAUAUGAACAAUAUUAAAAGUUAUUAUAUCAAGACUCUAUUGCUGUGGCAAAUUAAGAGCCGACCCGCAACUUAUUGGAGACAAAAGAAACUGUCCGAGAUACUGAUCGAUAUGUUCGAUGCGUUGGCCAAGUGUUUGGCCGUGUCUCGCCGGAAUGGUAAACUGCCGUUCUUCUGGGAUCCAAAUCUGGAUAUGUUUGCAGCAUUCACGCAGAAUCAAAGAACCAGUAUGUAUGACUGUGUCGUAUCUGAGCACUAUACUCUUAUGCGAGCUGCCGGGAAUCUAACCAGUGACAUUAGCCAAAAUGUGCAAUCCUCAUUCAGCAGUCGAGAGGAACGAGGGGAACCGCAAAGGAGGCCAAAGAAUGGACAGGCGGGAAAUCGUCAACCAGAUGCUGCACCAAAAGAGCAACCGCAGCCAGCUUCAAAUUGUUUAAUCGCCUGAGCCGCCGCCGGAGCGAUCGACACUGAUCUUCGUCUUCAGAUUGGCCGCCUCGUGCUUCUGCUCCUCCAGCUCGGCCAUGCGGGCGAAUCGGGAAUACGCCACAUCACCGGUCUUAAUCGCAGACAUCAUCUAAUUAAAUUAAGAUCAUUAAAUGUUAGUAUUGUAAAUGUUGUAAUUGUGAAUGUAAUUAAAUGUAAUGACGACAGACACAAACCUGUAA